Molecule: messenger RNA, 873 nt
Organism: Arachis ipaensis
Lineage: Eukaryota; Viridiplantae; Streptophyta; Magnoliopsida; Fabales; Fabaceae
Product: F-box protein At5g07610-like
Molecular function (GO): protein binding
Source: RefSeq, a predicted model, not a curated record
AUGCAUAGUGUGGUGGAAGACAAGGAUUUGUUAACGGAAAUCCUUCUCCGGUUGGCGGUUAAAGACUUGCUCCGAUACAAAUGCGUGUGCAAAAAAUGGUUGUCUCUGAUAUCCGAGCCCCAGUUUUGUAAUCGGCACACCCUUGGACUAUGCCGCAAUCACAAACUUUAUGCAUCUGGAAUGUUGCUCCAAGAAACAGAGGAUUGCCUCAUCUUUAAGAAGGCUCGCAUAACCCCAUUCAGCAAUAACAGCAACAACAGGUUCACCUACCUCCAUCUUCAUAAUGAGUUCGAUGGACUACUUUACUAUCGUAUUCUUCAAUCAUGCAAUGGUCUACUACUCUGGGAUAGUGCUCCAAUACAAUGGCCUUCACCACCCUACGAUGUGGAAACUAAGAAAUUUCUCCAAGGAUGCAGUUAUUUUUAUAUAAGCAAUCCAUCAACCGGUCAUUGUGUUCGUAUAGACCAAUUUAGCUAUGAAUUUCAUCCAAAUUUUUCUAAUCCAGUUCUUGUCUUUGAACCUUGGAAAUCUCCUCACUAUAAAAUUAUCUUUUUCGCUAAAGUCGUAGAACUCGCGACCAAUAAAAUGAAGAUGAAUGUUUAUUCAUCAAACACGGGUUCUUGGAGCAAAGUUGAUGUUCUUACUUUUCCAAAUGAUAUUUGGUACUUCUAUAAGAAUGGUGUUUAUUGCAAUGGUGCUAUACAUUGGUACGAUGUUGUUAAUGAUCGAAGUAAAGUGUAUUUCGAUAUUGAUGGGCUUUGCUUUAAAAAUUAUUUUCCAGCAUUACCAAUACCACCAGUACCACCUUAUUAUAAGCAGCUUGCGGAGUUGUAUUUAGGAAAUAGUGGAGAGAAUCUAUACAUGAUUGUGUAA